CAAUGCCCACUAUUGCGUUCGUGAAGGAGAUCAGAACCAACACACCUCGGCAGUUUUCAGCGUCUAGGACUUCGUGUUCUGCAGAAGCUUGAACCAACAAGAGCAGGUGCAGAAAGAGAGCCGUCCAGCUAGCAUGAGCGGACUCCUUUUUGCUCGCCAGAGCAACCUGACUGAUACAACCAAUCUCCUAUCGAAUGAUACAAGUAUCGAUGACGACGUCCCGCUCGUACAGGAUGCCCGUUGGUACAACUUUAUCCUUUGGGCACCGUUUGUCGGAAUCCCCGCCACAAUCAUUACCGUUCGAAUCAUCAGAUAUCUCUGGCGCAUUUACCAGGCGCGGAUAUACGGUUAUGAUGAAGACCUUUUCAGCGACCCUCUUGCGGAGUUGGGCCUGAGCAUCAACCGAGGGUUCCGCAACACAAAAGACAUCCGCAAGAUUCGAAAGGAGGCAAGGAAAGCGGAGAGAAAGCUCGAGAAAGCCGGUGGUAGGGAUACGGUCCCCGGUUAUGAUGGAGCUACAUUACCAAGUCCGACUCGACGUUUCAUCACCGGCUUUGCGCCGUUCGAUGCAGCUGAGGAUUACUUCCACAUUUUGCGCAGGCGGACGCGAAAGACAUGGUCAGAGCGCUUAUCACCAGAAGCGAUGCGCAGAUGGAUAGAGACAUCCCGCUAUGCGCGGAUCUGGAUGGUGUUUCAGGUUGCCUGCACACUCUUCGCCAUCGUCAAUUACGUCCUCUUGACGUACUCGAUUGGACGUCAGGACAAGAGAUUGAUCAAGUACCUAGACCUAUGGCUGGCGACGAUGUUUCUGAUGGACUACGCACUGUCCUUUUACACUUCGGAAGAUCGUCUACGCUUUUACUUCAACAUCGCCUCCUUGGUCGAUCUCUUCUCAAUCGUCCCGCCUUUCGUGUACGUGCUGAUCAGCGAGACGUCUCAAUACGUAUGGUUUUUGGGACUGCUCCGCAUCUUGCGAGCAAGCCGAAUCUUGAGGACAUACCGGCUGCUAAGCUUCAGUGAAACAGAAGAAAAGCGAGAGCUGACGAUACUAGGACUGAGUUUUCUGAAUUUUGUGUUUCUGAGUGCGAGUAUCAUCAACGCUUUGGAGUCGAUCCACGCAAGUUCGGUUGACAAUGCCAGUCUCGAGAACUGGCACGACAGUCUAUACUAUAUCAUGGUCACCUUCAGCACAAUCGGAUUUGGAGAUCUUACUCCAUCAUCUAUUCCAUCUCGAAUCGUGGUUAUAUGCCUUAUCAUCAUCGUGAUCACCUUCGUCCCGAUUCAGACGGGAAAGAUUGCAGAGAUAUAUAACAGCACCUCAUCGUACCAACGAGCAAACUACAAAUCGCAACAAGAGCACUGCCACGUGAUUCUCGGCGGAACAGUCUCAUACACGGCGGUCAUUGAUUUCUGCCGAGAGUAUUUCGUAGCAGAUCCGGACGGUCACGUCGUUAUUCUCAACGAUGAGGAGCCGAAUCUUGACGUUCGGCGGCUACUGCGGCAUCCGUUCUACAGAAAUCGCGUGGUUUAUUUGCGCGGGACAGCUCUGAGUGCCACCGAUUUGCAGCGAUGUCAUGCGCAUUCUGCUACGGCAUUAUUCUUACUCAAUCUGGACUGCCCACCUACCGAGGAGGGUGGCGGAGGAGAAGAUGAGCAGCUGCGAGUGACGCGAGGAGUGGAUGCGCAGAUUCUUAUGCAAGCGCUUGUGGCGAAAAACGCUUUUCCUGGUCUGCCAAUCUUUGGCGAGGUGCAAGAUAUUCGAUCUCAGGAUCUCUCGCAAACGUGUGGAUGCGAUCGUGUUCUGUGCAUCGAUGAAAUAAAAAUGUCGAUUCUCGCCAGGAAUUGCCUGGUUCCGGGCAUAUUGACGCUAAUCUUCAAUCUGGUACAUACGUACAAAGACACGCACGCCAAUGUGAAUCUUCCUAUCGAUCCUGGCUUCGGGCAUGACUGGACGACGGAAUAUCAACAUGGAGCGGGGCAUCAGAUAUACGCCUUCAAAGUACCGUCCGGUCUUGUUGGAGUCCGGUUUCACCAUGUGGUGCGAGAGGUGUGGAUGAGCUUUGGGGCCAUUGUUUUUGCCGUCAUGUCCGCAAACGCAGGCUUCAAUUCGGAGCCAAUCAGGUUGAACCCAGGACGAGAUUAUCGCUUCCGGCACGAUGACAUUGCAUUUUGCGCUGCGGAGGGUGGAGACGAACUCAUGCUGCGAAUCAUGCUCGAGUACAAGGACACGGCGAUGCGCGAUGAGCUCAAUCUGGCUGAACUCGGCAAAGAAAUGGAUGUUGUGGUGGGGACUCCUAUACUCAAGACCGCACCGCUUGCUAGAAUACAGGAGUCUUACACACCUACUCGAAGCACCCAGAAUGUAAGCGAAGGUGUCGCAGCGGGACCGUCGUUUGGCUCGUCGUCGCCAGUGUGCGAAGUUUUGCCGAACUCUAUCGGAAACCACAUCAUUCUAUGCGGGGCGAUGACAUCCAGAGCCAUUCGCCACUUUGUGCGUUCCAUCAGAGGCUCAAAUGUCACCGCUGUGCCGAAUUCCCGAAGCCCGACCAGCUUGACGCCCAUCGUUUGCUUGCUGGAGUCUGUCCCGAAUCUCACAUCAGCCGAUAGUAUCUGGUCAGAUAUUCUUGGCCAUCCCGGGGUUUGGAUUAUCCGGGGGACCCCGCUCAAACGGACGAGUCUGCUUCAGGCAGGGGUGGAACGAUGUUCCAAAAUGGUUGUAUUUACAAAGAAUCAGAAGGCGACCAACGCCGGCGCUGACUUACCCGAUGCAAACUCCGUGUUCAUAGUCAAGAUGCUCCAGAAAGAAUGGCCGGAAACGCCAUUUAUCGUGGAGCUCUCCAACGGCAGCAACGUGAAGUUCUUCUCAUCCAAGGACACCGAUUGGAAUGCCGACAAUCUCCGCAUGCAGUCUAUUCUUAACAAUUACGCAUUGAGCAUUGCUGAUCGGCUUGCAUUGUACAAGAAAGUUCGCGCACAGGGCGCUUCUAAAGAGGGUACCUUCUUAUGGCGCCUGUGGGCCUUUGUAAUGGGCAAAAACGAUGAUGAGGCUAGUGCAACGGCGAAAGCUACAAAGGCCGUAGCGCAACGGCGGAAGAGCAAGUUCCCGGUUGACACAAGAGCAUCAAGAGCACGUAGUGCUUCCGGCGCACACUCAGAAGGCGCGACGGGUGCAACGCCAGCUUCGCCAUCGCAUCGUACGGCGCCUUCCACAUAUCAUUCGAUACCCGCCCGCCUUGCCUCAGACUCCGUUCAUCCGGAGGACGUGAACCUCGAUUCGGACUCGGAAAACGGCGAUGAUAUGGAAGGCGUCAGCGGCGCCAACGCGCCCGAUACGACCGUACCGCUGACAACUGCUUACCUACAACGACUCGUCGACGAGGCGGAACUCAACGCAACAGGAGUGUCGCCAUUCCCAGCCUAUCAUUUUGAUCGACACUUUGCGGCCGGCAUGAUCACAACCUCGUCAUUCAUGCACUCAUUGCUUUCGCAGUCGUAUUUCCGGCCGUACGUCGUCGAUGUGGUGCGAGCACUUUCCACACAUGUAACACAUCUUCGUGUCCCGCCGGAGUGCAUAGGGAAGAAAUAUGCGGAGCUCGUCCUCUGGUGUAUUGAGAAAGGGAUUGUUCCACUUGGUUUGCUCAGGCGGCCUCCGGCAUCUGCUACAAAGGAUAAGGAGCAUCUGCCGUAUGUUUUCACAAAUUGCAGAGGUUUUGAUAUUGUCCGAAAGGAAGAUCUCAUCUUCUGCCUGGAGGAGAUGACCUCUUGAGCGUAUACCCCAGGACACACUGUAAAGUAUGGACUAAGACUUUCCAUCUAAAAUGCGAAUUUGCAUUGGUUUCUGCAACAUUAUACGCUCAUACACGGGACUGCGGGCAGCGACGUCCGGAACGGAACGUCCGAGGUCCGCCUCAACGUAUAUGUG
This is a messenger RNA of Fimicolochytrium jonesii, 3922 nucleotides long. RefSeq lists its product as uncharacterized. The transcript is spliced from 5 exons. Gene Ontology annotation, cellular component: membrane. Lineage: Eukaryota; Fungi; Chytridiomycota; Chytridiomycetes; Spizellomycetales; Powellomycetaceae. Gene Ontology annotation, biological process: potassium ion transport. Bases 134 to 3766 code for a protein of 1210 amino acids. The record is from RefSeq and is a predicted model, not a curated record.